GGCUCCUUCCUGCGGGGGCGGUGCGGGCUGAGCCCGGCCCGGUUGGUUUGGCCCGGCCCGGUUCGGCCCGGUUCGGCCCGGUUCGGCCCGGUUCGGCCGCAGCAUGUGAGCCCGCGGGGCGGGGAUGCUCUGGCUGCUCUGCGGCCCCUGCGGCGCCAUGGAGAGCCGGGCGCUCGUCAUCCGCAUCAGGGUCCCCGACGGAGCCGCCGUGGACUGGACCGUGCACUCCGCGCCGCAGCUGCUCUUCAGGGACGUGCUGGAUGUCAUUGGUCAAGUUUUGCCAGAUGCCACGACCACAGCGUUUGAGUAUGAGGAUGAGGAUGGGGAUCGGAUCACGGUCAGGAGCGACGAGGAGAUGAAGGCCAUGCUCUCCUACUAUUUCUCCACGGUGAUGGAGCAGCAGGUGAACGGGCAGCUGAUAGAGCCUCUCCAGAUCUACCCACGAGCCUGCAAACCUCCUGGGAAACGGAACAUACAUGGCCUCAAGGUGAACACGCGGGCGGGAGCCGCCGGCAGCGGCGCCGCGGCCGCCUCCGAGGCCCUGCCCAGCAACAGCCUGAAGAAAUCCUCUGCAGAGCUGAAGAAGAUCCUUGCCAAUGGCCAGAUGAAUGAACAAGACAUUCGAUACCGAGACAUCCUCGGCCACGGCAACGGCGGCACAGUCUACAAGGCUUACCAUGUCCGUAGUGGAAAAAUCCUGGCAGUGAAGGUCAUACCCUUGGAUAUAACACUGGAGCUCCAGAAGCAGAUCAUGUCAGAGUUAGAAAUUCUUUACAAGUGUGACUCCUCGUAUAUCAUAGGAUUUUAUGGUGCUUUUUUUGUAGAAAACAGGAUUUCAUUGUGCACAGAGUUCAUGGAUGGGGGGUCUCUGGAUGUUUACAGGAAAAUUCCAGAACACGUUCUCGGAAGGAUAGCGGUGGCUGUUGUGAAAGGCCUGACCUAUUUAUGGAGCCUGAAGAUUUUACACAGAGACGUGAAGCCCUCCAACAUGCUGGUGAACACCCGGGGCCAGGUGAAGCUCUGUGACUUUGGGGUCAGCACCCAGCUGGUGAAUUCCAUAGCCAAGACGUAUGUUGGAACAAAUGCUUAUAUGGCGCCCGAGAGGAUUUCGGGGGAGCAGUACGGGAUUCACUCGGAUGUUUGGAGCCUGGGGAUUUCCUUCAUGGAGCUUGCUCUUGGGAGGUUUCCAUAUCCUCAGAUGAUAGACUUGGAAUAUUUUAUCUGGGUUUUAAAUGUGUUUUUGGAGGAGAGGACUGGAAAAGAAACUUCCAUUGAAGAGCCCUCCAUGCGUAGGGAACUCCGAGGGUCUCGAUGGUCAUGUUUAGGUGUUUUAUAACCUAAAAUCCAAAGUGAUGAGGGCACAAUUCAAAAUAAACCUGAUGGGAGAGGGAGGUUGGAACGUGGACAUUCCAUGUGCUUCCAGGCAAAAAUGUCUCCCUGAACUGGGAGCAAACCACGACUGCCAAAUUUAAAGAUGCUUUUUGCUGUUCUAAUUAAAAAGCAGAUCGGGUUUGUGAAAGAAUAUUUGGCAAGGCAGUAGCCCAUGAAAUUGUAUAUAUUUUUUAAUGCAAAACAGUCGAGGAGGUGAAACUUUUAAAAUGUGGCUAUUAAGCUUUUCAAGCAACUGCUUUUCAGAAGGGAUUUUAUGCGAAUUUCUGUAUUUUCGGCAUGUGCUGGGCAGGAGAACCUUUAGAAACCUUCUUUGUUUAGGGGGCUAAUUAAUAAGGGGUUUUUAAUCUCUUUAUUUUCCUAGUUAAGGCCUGAUUCUGCUCAUUCCUUGAGUAAUUCCUCCUCACUUCAGUGGGGUUAUUCAGGGAAUGGAGUUAAUCACGUGUGUGGCUCCGAAUUUGUCCCUAAAUCCUCCAAGCUGCUUCCCUGUGAAAAUGGAGAGUGUGGCCACGUGGGUGAGAACACCUGAAAUUUCCCACAAAUGGAUGUUUGUCUCCAGCUGCAGCUGCGAAAAGUGUAUUUUUUCCCUUCCUUUUUCCUUUAUUUUUAAGACACAGACAAAUGGUGUGUGUAAAUUCAGUUUAAAUGAAGAAGAUUUAUAGGGGGAAAUCGCUGCAGUGUGGAAAUUCAGGACAUCCUGCAAUCUGCCAGUAAAACUAAAGGAUGAUUAUUUCAUUUUCUGGCCUUUAGUAGGAUGUUUUUAUGGCAGGACUUCCCACGUCUUUGAUAAGUAUUUAUUUUAUAAGUGUUUAUUUUGCUGAUUUAUUAAUCAUUAUUUAAUCUUUACAAUUAAGUCUUCUCUUGAAAGCACUUUGAGCAACUGCUGUGUCAGUAAAGUUCCUUACAGGUGUGUUUAGAAUUCAUGUAUAAUUAUUCACCCUAAUUAUAUUUUUUGUCUCGUUAUGCAGAAUAUAAUCUUCAUAAUCUCAAUAUUGUCUCAAUACACAAAAUAUAAUCUUCAUAACCAGCAUCUAACAGCAAAAGGGAACAAUCUGAGCAGGGAAAUAACAAAUAGUGAUGCUCAGAACUGACUUUCAUGCUCUAAAAACUUUGCACAGGGAACCCUUAAGCCUUAACAUGGAGUAAAUAUCUGAAUUUUUGGUGCGUUUCAUUGUUUGGGUGUUGGUUUUCCUGUCGUGGUCGUGGAAGGUGCUUUUGUAAAAUGUCAAAAGUCCCUUUGGAAACGGGAGGGAACGAUGCUUGUAGGAUUUUCCUUGGGUACAAAAUGAAAGUUUUAAGGGCAAAUUCACCCUGGAUUUACUUGCACCACUCUAUAAAUUAAUAAGAAUGGUGCAAGUGCUCACAAGUAUUCUUUUAUCAAGUUAUUUUCUGCAAAAACAUUAAAAAAACAGAAAGGAAACCCCUUUUUCCAGGGGUGCUGGUCCAUAACCCAUCCGGUUUUUUAGGGAUGGCACACAAGGAAAAUAAGUUUACCAUUUUCCUUUAAAAGUUUCACCUUAAUUUACAUGAUUUUGAUUUUACACAAACAACUGGAAAGAAAACCAGACAACCUAGAAGGCCGUGGCACCUUGAAUAUUUAAUUAAAUCUGAGGUUGGAGCCCCAAAGAUCCGAAGAAACCUCGCAGAGAAUCCCGGGGAUUGCAGUUCCACAUCUUGGAAUAAAAACCACGGACGGGGGCAAUGAUUUGUUUAAUGAUAAUGCAAUUUAGGAGAAAUGAAAAGGAUUGCCCACUAAAUAUUCUUGGCUUGUAGUGAAAGUUUAUACAAAGCAGGGUGUUAAAGGGGUGGUGCAUCCAUCAGGGAAAUAUUCCAAAGGAGCAGGCAGCACUCGGAUUUCAUCAGCUGCAGGACCACCACCACUGCCUUUAAGAGACUUUCACAUUUAGAAAAACACAAUCCCGGCCUUCUCUUAAUAAAUUAGAUGAAAACGACC
Molecule: messenger RNA, 3343 nt
Organism: Lonchura striata (white-rumped munia)
Lineage: Eukaryota; Metazoa; Chordata; Aves; Passeriformes; Estrildidae
Source: RefSeq, a predicted model, not a curated record